AGAAACGGUUGUUGACGUCACCGCUCAAACGGAAACUCUGGGAAAUGGCGUAUGCUCCUGACUAUAACACUGAGUACUCCGACAAUUUCAGACUAAAAGCGGAAGAAAAGGGAUUAAAUAAAGAAGAUAUAUUUCGUAGUCAACGAACGCGGCCACUCGAACAAUGCAGCAUUGAGCAACGCAAUAACUUUGCAGGUUUCAUUUCUAACAAGCACAAGUCGAUUUUCCGCGACGAACCCAGCAAGGAUGUCCUGAACAAACCCUACGGACGUCGGUUGAUGCAUGAUGAAACUCAUCCGGAUCUCAUUUACGGAUCACAAUGGUCGAGUGAGUUGGCUGACCAUAACGGAUGUUACUCUUUUCCAACAACGACUAAUUUACAAGCUGAACAUCCAUUUUACAAAAAUCUUGAGUGGAUGAAGGAAGGGGAAACCGGUAAUUGGCCGACAAAUGCUUGGAAGGAGUGGACUCAAAUUAGUGAGUGUCCUAAGUACGACGGCUACAGCGAUCAAGUCGAGUAUAGCAAAUACAAAACAAAUGUUUACUAA
Messenger RNA from Dimorphilus gyrociliatus, 548 nucleotides. NCBI's taxonomy places the organism in Eukaryota, Metazoa, Annelida, Polychaeta, Dinophilidae. The record is from the annotation of a GenBank genome assembly.